This is a messenger RNA of Aspergillus calidoustus, 1557 nucleotides long. NCBI's taxonomy places the organism in Eukaryota, Fungi, Ascomycota, Eurotiomycetes, Eurotiales, Aspergillaceae. The record is from the annotation of a GenBank genome assembly.
AUGGGCCGCGCAAAUAGUUCCACGCUUCACUGGACGACGUGCCCGUCGGGCGCGUUGACACCAACCCAGCUAUUUGAAGCACUACGAAUUUACCAAGAGGAAGCUAUCAUGCUAGACUCGCAGCGCCACAGGCGAGGAGAACACAGUAUUAUGGGAAUCCUUAUCCCUGGUCAAACCAUCAAGGUUUCUUACGAGACCGAACCUCAAAUGCUUCGCUAUGGCACAGGCCUCCCCAAUACAUCAAGAAACGUUGUAAUAGAUUCUAUUGACAAUCUCUGGGCUCUCCUUCAACAAGUUCUUGAUGUAUACAGCGUUCAGGGCUCCCAGGUGUGUCUAAAUCCCUCUUCGGGUGACCAUCGCUCUGAGCCGAGCAAUUUGGAGAUUGAGACCUGUCCUACCAAGAGCCCCUUCUGGGGAGGGUUCAUGGGCUACAUUUCGUACGAAGCCGGGCUUGAAACUAUUGAUGUUCCUGCGUGGCCUGGAGCCACAGAAAGCCAGAGCAACAUCCCUGACGUCAACUUUGCCUUUGUCCAGCGGAGCAUCGUCUUCGACCACGCCGCAUCCCAGAUUUACGUCCAAUCGCUCGUGGAAGAUGACCGAGAUUGGCUCGUCCAGCACCCCCAGGAGGUCGGUUCACAAGAGGAAGAUACAGCACUCAAUGAGACCCUGGCGGGUGCGCGAAUCAUGAAGCCCUCAGAAGCAGAAUACCGUGCCAAGGUCCUCGCGUGUCAACAGUAUCUCUCGUCUGGAGACUCGUACGAGCUCUGCCUGACAGACGAAACGACAAUCACCUUUCCGGGCCCUGUCAAUGCCUGGAGUCUCUACAAACGCCUCCGACGCAGGAAUCCCGCACCUUUUGGCGCUUUUCUCCGGCUUUCGGAUGCACUUGUCGUCGGCAGUAGCCCCGAGCGGUUCCUGCACUGGGAUCGAGCCGGAAGAUGCGAGUUCAGACCGAUCAAGGGAACCGUGAAGAAGUCGGAUACUAUGACUCGGGAAACGGCGCAUGCGAUCCUCAAUAGUUCAAAGGAGAGAGCCGAGAACCUAAUGAUUGUUGACCUGAUUCGACACGAUCUGAGUGGUGUCGUUGGGGCGCAAAACUGCGCAGUGUCCAAGCUCAUGGUGGUCGAGGAAUACGAGACCGUUUACCAGCUUGUCUCGGUAAUUCAAGGGAAGCUUCGGAUUCCCGAUCCCGAUCAGGCUUCUCGGCCGAGGGGGCUCGACAUCCUACGCAAGUCCUUGCCGCCGGGUUCCAUGACGGGGGCUCCCAAGAAGCGGUCCUGCAAGAUUCUCAGGGAAAUUGAGCAGCGAGGCCGGGGUAUCUACUCUGGCGUGAUAGGCUACUUGGAUAUCGGAGGCGCAGGGGACUUUUCGGUUGUCAUUCGCACCGCAGUUCGCCAUGAACCCGGUGUAAAUGGGCAGGGCGAGAGAUGGCACAUUGGUGCUGGGGGGGCGAUUACCGUGCAGAGCACAGACGAGGCCGAGUAUCGGGAAAUGGAGGUAAAAGCAACAGGUGCUCUGAUCGCUUUUCUGCCAGACAAGGUACAGGGUGAGCCAUAG